UGAGGAGUCAGUGGUCACGUGGCCACGUGACUCAGCUGUUCCUCAGAUCUUCCACCACUUUCGCAACAGUGUGAUAAUAAUAAUACUUAUUUGGAGAAGAGACUAGGAGCUUAUAGCGGCUGUUUUUUUACCUGUAGACCUGUAAACACGCUGAUAAUAACCCCAGACCGAAGCUCUGAGGCAGGAACUGUGCUAUAGAGCAGCAUGGCGGCCGCUGAGGAGGACAGAAGGAAGCAGGAGGUUCUGGUGAAGCACACGGGGGGCUGCCACUGUGGUGCCGUUCGCUUUGAGGUGUGGAGUGCUCCAGAUCUGCACGUAUUCAACUGCAACUGCAGCAUCUGUGUUAAGAAGCAGAACCGCCACUUUAUCGUCCCCAAAUCCCACUUCACCCUGCUGCAGGGGUCAGAGAACAUCACCACUUACACAUUCAACACUCACAUAGCCAAGCACACCUUCUGCAAGACCUGCGGAGUCCAAAGUUUCUACACACCGCGCUCUAAUCCUGAUGGAUUUGGUGUAGCUCCACACUGCCUGGACCCUGGAACCAUUAAGAGCGUGACGAUUGAGGAUUUCUGUGGGGAGAACUGGGAGGACAGCAUGGAGAAGCACAAGACAAUCCAGAGCAUGUCCAAACCAGCACCAGGAACCAACUGACCCACAAAACAAGAGCAAAUCAAGAUCAACCUGGACUGUUCUACUGGAGACCUGAAGACUCUGACUGUGUUAAUCAGCUCUUCACAACAGAACCUGUUAUUGCUGUUCUGUGUCCUACUUUUAAAGUGUGUUGCACAACAUGUGGAAAAGAAAGUGUUUACCUUCAGACAUGCUGUUCUCAUCAGUGAAACAGCAAAACACCUGGCCAAAUUCAGUUUUGUCAUUUUGUUCACCAUUAUAUCCAUUAAAAUGACCAAAUGUAUGUUUUUCUUGCUUUUAAAAUAAAAACAAAUACAAAACUAUGAAAAAUA
Astyanax mexicanus (Mexican tetra) is the source of this 965-nucleotide messenger RNA. It is a transcript of the gene cenpv, whose product is annotated as centromere protein V. Bases 205 to 654 code for a protein of 149 amino acids. The transcript is spliced from 5 exons. The record is from RefSeq and is a predicted model, not a curated record. NCBI's taxonomy places the organism in Eukaryota, Metazoa, Chordata, Actinopteri, Characiformes, Acestrorhamphidae. Gene Ontology annotation, molecular function: carbon-sulfur lyase activity.